Osmia bicornis bicornis is the source of this 1691-nucleotide messenger RNA. RefSeq names its product parafibromin (gene hyx). Gene Ontology annotation, cellular component: Cdc73/Paf1 complex. Bases 10 to 1587 code for a protein of 525 amino acids. The transcript is spliced from 4 exons. NCBI's taxonomy places the organism in Eukaryota, Metazoa, Arthropoda, Insecta, Hymenoptera, Megachilidae. Gene Ontology annotation, molecular function: RNA polymerase II complex binding. The record is from RefSeq and is a predicted model, not a curated record. Gene Ontology annotation, biological process: transcription elongation by RNA polymerase II; positive regulation of transcription elongation by RNA polymerase II.
UUUGUAAUCAUGGCGGAUCCAUUGAGCUUGCUACGGCAAUAUAACGUUAAUAAAAAGGAAAUAAUUGAACGUGAAAAUCAAAUUAUAUUUGGCGAGUUUUCCUGGCCGAAAAAUGUGAAAACAAACUACUUAACUUACGGAUCUGGCAAGGAAGGUACACCAAAGGAAUAUUACACCCUCGAAUGUCUGCUGUUUUUACUCAAACAUGUGCAACUCACCCACCCUGUGUACGUACGGCAAGCAGCUGCAGAAAAUAUCCCAGUUGUACGUCGACCUGAUAGGAAAGAUUUAUUGGCCUACCUCAAUGGCGAAACUGCAACAUCAGCCGCCAUAGACAAAUCUGCUCCUCUGGAAAUUCCUACCCAAGUAAAGAGAACAGCCGAAGAUGGACUGGAAAGUGGAUCCUCCAAGAAACCACGUUUCGAGGAGACUCAUGUACAGAAGGUCAAAGAACAGCUUGCAGCCAGGCUGGAUGCUCCUAAAGAAGCCUCUGUUACAGUGGACAAUAUCAAAUCCCUGUCAGAGGCUAUGUCUGUUGAAAAGAUUGCAGCCAUCAAGGCUAAACGUUUAGCCAAGAAACGUACUACUAUCAAGGAAAAUGAUGAUAUUGGAAUGGGAUCUGAUUUAUGCGUUAUAUUGAUGGACGUCGACGGUACCAAGGACAUAGUUUCAAGGGAGAGGCAAUGGAGAACACGCGCGACCAUUCUGCAAAGCAGUGGAAAGAUAUUUGCGAAGAAUAUAUUUGCUAUACUUCAAAGUAUCAAGGCUCGCGAGGAGGGUAGACAAAAAGGCCCUGCUGCACCUACACCCAUGGUUACCCCGCGUUCUACGCCUAUGCGCCCGUUACCCCAGCCAGCCGUCUACAAUCGUUACGAUCAGGAAAGGUUUAUCAGGCAGAAGGAAGAAACAGAAGGAUUCAAAAUCGACACCAUGGGUACCUAUCACGGUAUGACCCUGAAGUCUGUGACCGAGGGUACCAAUCCAGCAGUUAGGAAACCACCGACCAAUCCUUCCGCGACUCCCAAUUCCGGUCUCCUACCGACUUCGGCCGCCAAACUCACGCCGCAGCAAGCGGCACAGAACAAACGGCCUAGCAGAACUCCUAUCAUUAUCAUUCCAAGUGCUAACACAUCCUUGAUCACAAUGUACAAUUCUAAAGAUAUACUUCAAGAUUUGAAGUACGUCAGUAACGAGGAGAAACGAGCACAGGGCUCUAAACGAGAAAACGAGGUCCUCCUGCAACGUAGAAAGGAAGGCGGACUGACGGUUCCGUACAGGGUGGUGGAUAAUCCCCAGAAACUCACAAACGCAGACUGGGAAAGGGUCGUCGCGGUGUUUGUAAUGGGUCCAGCUUGGCAAUUUAAGGGCUGGCCUUUCGAUGGCAACCCUGUUGAAAUCUUUUCAAAAAUUUGCGCGUUUCAUCUGAAAUACGACGAAAUGAGGCUGGACGCGAACGUGGCACGUUGGGCUGUGACGGUGAUAGAAUUGAGCAGAACAAAAAGACACUUGGACCGGGCUGCGUUAAUGGUAUUCUGGGAACAUCUCGACAAACACAUGAUUAAAAACAAGCCGCACCUUCGAUUCUAAAUUGAACUUGCGAAGAAACAAAAAUGAUUGUACAUACUAUAGAAGAAAACAUUACUUGUGUACAUGUAUAUAUAUAUAUCUAAAAAAAGAGAUGCAAAAGUUUA